GUUCCACAUGAGCGAACAACUGCUAAAGAGCGGCAGCGCGUGUUUUAUCGUAGCUUGAGCACGUCAAGAAAAAAAAAGGAGAAAAAGAAAAGAAAAGACAGCCCAGACUUUUUCCUCCUUUGGAAAUAUUACUGUGGCCUCUUGUUUCGCGUCUGACCUCUUAUCUGUGUGACGGAAAUAAGAGGUUGCCGGUCGUAGUAUGAGGCUAAAGGGCUGCACCUUAGCUGGUGUGACAACCCUCCUCAUCUGUCUGUUAGUGCCAACUCAAGGAAGGAAACUUCAUCACAAAUCGUCAUUUAAGCAUUCCCACCUAGAGAGAAUUCACGAUUCUGAUAAAUCAGAGCAUCAUUCGAAAGACAAAGAGUUAUUUAAUUUCGUAUCACAUCAUGACGAUAGAGAAGAGUGCCAUAAAGCUGCUUUACACAAAUGUGGCCAGACUUUCUUGAGAGCACACAAGUUGCUGUCUUACCUCGACGACGACAGAGUAGCUUUUAGAACGAAGUGCGGGGUCAGAACAGCAUUCUUCGACUGCUUGAAAACGACGAGAGAGAAAAUAUGUGAACGGCAGUACAAACACUACUACAAAUUCGAACCCGACUUCCGAAAGAAAUUGACCGAUACCUUGUGGGCGACACGUGUCUGCGUACUCGGUGUUAAAAGCUUCCGUUCCUUGUAAAAUUGCCAAAUUAAAUUAUCUUGUGUUGUAAUGGAGUUUUGUAUUUACUAUAUUACAAUUUAAAAGUGUCAAA
Messenger RNA from Uloborus diversus, 749 nucleotides. RefSeq lists its product as uncharacterized. The record is from RefSeq and is a predicted model, not a curated record. The transcript has 5 exons. The coding region runs from base 200 to 676 and encodes 158 amino acids. Lineage: Eukaryota; Metazoa; Arthropoda; Arachnida; Araneae; Uloboridae.